AUGGCUGAAGACUCAGACUACCGACAUUUUCCCACUCCCCCAACCAUUCCGAUUUCCAAAUUUAUCGUCACUAUUCCUGAGAAAGACCUGCGAUCUCUCAAAGACCAACUUCGGACCUCGAAACUCGGUCCCAGAACUUACGAGAACACAGGAGCCGAUGGCAAAUAUGGGGUUACUUACGAAUGGAUGUCGCAAGCAAAGGAUUAUUGGGAAUCGACCUUUGACUGGCGAGGUGUUGAAUCCACCAUCAACAGUAUUCCCAAUUUUAUGGCCGAUAUCUCUAUCCCCAUUGCGAGUACCAGUCAGGACAACUCCUUCCAAAUCCAUUUCGCCGCGCUCUUCUCUCAGAGAAAAGACGCCAUUCCCCUGAUGUGUAUCCAUGGAUGGCCUGGUAGUUUCCUCGAAUUUCUGGGAAUUCUCUCCGCUCUUCAGAAUAAAUACAGCCCAGUUGAUCUUCCAUAUCACAUCAUCGUCCCAUCUCUCCCAGGAUAUGCAUUCUCCGGUACCCCUCCCCUGGACCGAGACUGGAGACUUGAGGAUUCUGCCAAUCUUCUCCAUAAGCUCAUGUGUGGUCUGGGGUUUGAAGCAGGUUAUGCACUACAAGGUGGCGAUAUCGGAAGUUAUACGGCCCGGAUCAUGGCUGGCACUUUCAAUUCCUGCAAAGCGCUUCAUCUUAACUUUUGUCCCAUACCUUGUCCAGACGAGAAGGUUCACGGCAGAUUGCCAAUUCAAGAAUGGGAGAAACGAGGUCUAGAACGAGCUGAUGAUUUUGUCAAAUAUGGAACGGCAUACGCGGUCGAACAGUCGACGAGAGCCUCUACAAUCGGAUUCGUAUUGUCAUCGAGCCCUGUUGCCCUGUUGGCAUGGAUUGGCGAAAAAUUCCUAGCCUGGACUGACGAGACUCCUUCUCUUGAUCAGAUCCUCGAAUCUGUAACACUCUACUGGUUGACAGAGACCAUUCCACGGGCCAUGUAUCCCUACCGACAGGUAUGUGCCCAACGAUACAUGCCUCACAACGACCCAAAAUAUCACUGCCGUCAACCUCUGGGCUAUUCAUGGUUUCCAAAGGAAAUUGUGCCGAUUCCACAGAGUUGGGCGUCUACGACGGGGAAUUUGGUUUGGUCUAACAAGCACACUAAGGGAGGUCACUUUGCCGCUAUGGAACAGCCGCAAGAAUUACUGGCUGAUAUUGAGGAUUUUUUGACACAAGUGUGGCUUACUGGGAAAUGAGCUUUCUUUCCUUGGACAUGUUCGUACGCUGUAUGACUUUUGGAAUAGUUAGGGGGAUGAAUGAGAGAUCGAUGUCGGGCCAUGUCUCGCCGAUAUUAAACAAUCGCUGAGUGACCCAACAAAGUCUCAGGUACACACCCACCAGACUGAACCUGUUGUCCUCGUCAGUGGAUUAAAUUUCCAUAUUCAGUCACGUUGUGAUAAAGGGUGGACACUGUCAAUCAGUCAAGACCAGGGCAAGGAUUGAUUACUGUUUCCAUCAUUCGCAACCAAGGGUAUCUAUCUCCACCAACUACCCGAGCAAGCUAGAGCCAAUAGUAAUACCAAC
Messenger RNA from Exophiala mesophila, 1558 nucleotides. RefSeq lists its product as uncharacterized. Bases 1 to 1230 code for a protein of 409 amino acids. Gene Ontology annotation, molecular function: epoxide hydrolase activity. Gene Ontology annotation, biological process: epoxide metabolic process. The record is from RefSeq and is a predicted model, not a curated record. Lineage: Eukaryota; Fungi; Ascomycota; Eurotiomycetes; Chaetothyriales; Herpotrichiellaceae. The transcript is spliced from 8 exons.